Molecule: messenger RNA, 1694 nt
Organism: Scophthalmus maximus (turbot)
Lineage: Eukaryota; Metazoa; Chordata; Actinopteri; Pleuronectiformes; Scophthalmidae
Product: inactive pancreatic lipase-related protein 1-like
Exons: 13
Coding region: 69-1412 (447 amino acids)
Biological process (GO): lipid metabolic process
Molecular function (GO): triacylglycerol lipase activity; protein binding
Source: RefSeq, a predicted model, not a curated record
UAAAAAGGCGUCUGUAUUGCGGCUGUACUACAGUGGGUUGGUUCACUACCUUCUUGUCUGACCUCAAGAUGUUGCUGAAGUGGUGUCUGGGUCUGUUCUGCUUCCUCACUGGAGCAUCAUAUGCGGCCGAGGUCUGUUUUGACGAGCUCGGCUGUUUUACCGACUUGCCUCCCUGGGGGGGCACUGCCCAGAGACCAACCUCUGCCCUUCCCUGGAAGCCCGAGGAGAUCGGCACCCGCUUCCUCCUCUUCACCCAGAAGAACCGCUACUACCAGGAGAUCAAGGCUGACAAAAACAUCCAUAUCUCAAACUACAACGGAGCUAGACGAACUCGAUUCAUCAUUCCUGGCUAUUUGGAAAAAGGAGAGGAGGACUGGCCACAGGAGAUGUGUAAAGCGAUGGUGAAGUGGGAGAGUGUGAACUGCAUCGCUGUGGAGUGGACGAAAGGUGUGAAGACUCGGUAUGCCCAGGCUGCUAAUAACGCCAGGGUGGUGGCUGCCCAGGUGGCAUCCAUGAUCACAUUCCUCAUGGCCAACUACAAUCAGAAGGCUGACAAGUUCCAUAUUAUCGGACACAGCAUCGGAGCUCACGCUGCAGGAGACGCUGGCAGCAGGACAGCUGGCCUUGCACGCAUCACAGGACUGGACCCGGCUGAACCGUACUUCCAGGACAGCGAUGCCUCCGUGCGCCUGGACACCAGUGACGCUGCCUUUGUGGAUGUCAUUCACACCGAUGGACUUCCUUUCAACUCCAAACUUGGUCUGGGGAUGUCACAGCCCGUGGGCCACAUUGACUUUUAUCCCAAUGGAGGAGAACUGAUGCCUGGCUGCAAGGCCAACAAGGGCAGACCCACUGAUCUGGAUGCUAUCUGGGAAGGUACCAAGAAGUUUGACGGCUGCAACCACGCCCGAGCCCACCAGUACUACAGCGAGAGCAUGGCGAAACCUCAGGGCUUUCUGGGAUUCCCCUGCUCCGACAAGGACAGUUUUGCCGCUGGAAAGUGUUUCCCAUGUGAAAACGGCCAGUGUCCUCUGAUGGGCCACGAUGCUGACAGGUUCACUGUGACUGAUGGUGUUUCGAAGACAAAGUACUUCCUCAACACAGGAAGUUCAACGCCCUUCAGCCGUUACAGCUACAGAGUGACAGUCAGCCUAGAUGGUCCCAGUUGGCCGAACCCAGGCUUCAUGUAUGUGGCGCUCACCGGACGCAAGGACACCACCAACGAGUUCCAGCUCCAUGUAGGUAUACUAAAGCCUGGACGGACCUACCAGCUGCUGCUGGAUGCCGAGGUGGACGUGGGCGACGUGACCGAGGUGAAGUUUCGGUGGAAAAACCACAUCUUCAACCCCUUGAAGCCCAAGUACGGAGCGUCUAAAGUGGAGCUGCACAGAGGACGAGACAAUAAGAUAUAGUGUAAAGCAGAUACUUGUACAUGAUGCAAGGCGGCAAGAGCGCUGCCCUCAGAUCACAUGGACCGUAACACUCGACCUCAGACGGAUCAACAUCGGCUGCCUCGCGUGCCGAGGAACAGAAAGCUACUGCCAGCGGAACAUGUCUUCAUUUCAUUUUUUUAAAUUUUUUUUUAUCAUAGCUUUAAGUAUAAAGCUGCUACAUAACAGUGUCCUGUGCAUCAUUUGUAAUACUCAAGGCGGCAUUAAAUACAUCAAUGUCAUUGUCUAACCGAGACAAAACAA